This is a messenger RNA of Dibothriocephalus latus, 231 nucleotides long. Lineage: Eukaryota; Metazoa; Platyhelminthes; Cestoda; Diphyllobothriidea; Diphyllobothriidae. The record is from the annotation of a GenBank genome assembly.
AUGGCGAACCGCAUCGGACUGUGGAAAGCCAUGCAGAACUUCGGCUGUUCUGAGCACUUCAUUCACAUGGCACGUCAGCUCCACGACGGGAUGAUGGCGCGUGUCACGGGCAACGGGGCGGUCUCCGAAGACUUCGCUGCGACCAAUGGAACUAAGCAGGGCUGUCUCCUUGUGCCUAUCCUCUUCGCUCUCGUGCCCUUCGCCAUGAUGAUGGAUGCCUACCGUGACUAG